Amoebophrya sp. A25 is the source of this 4079-nucleotide messenger RNA. Lineage: Eukaryota; Dinophyceae; Syndiniales; Amoebophryaceae. The record is from the annotation of a GenBank genome assembly.
CUAUUUUCAAAAAUCGCAAGACAAGAACCAGGAAGUUUCUAGGAAUCCUGUUCAUCAACUUUCGACUGUUUGCCAAGAAAGACACUUUGUUAGGAUAAAUGUCCAAGGACGAGCAGGAGUUGGAGUAUCUAUGACAAAGUUCAUAAUAGAGACCAAGACUCUCGACAUUGAUUCGAAAGUGCAUGCAAAAUGCAUGUUCAUCGUCUAACUAUGUAUCCUUCGUGAGGGACAACAUACAUAGUCACUAUCAGAAGUAUCAUUGAAUGUUUGAUGUUCGGAUUGUCUUUUGACGAGAGAACGUGAGCAGAGAUGGAGAGAAACGUCGAUUAAGAUGCUUUGUCAUUUCGUUGCGUUGUUCUGUAACUCACGAGUUGUUGUUGUGAAGGUGUUUUCAUUUUGACCGACUGUCAUGCAGCAAGACACAAAUGCAGUCUUCAUGAUCAUCUUCAUCCCAUCUAAAACAAUGCCAGUAGGGGUGAUAUAUUCGAGAGUGUGUGAUCCAUUUUUGUGACUUUGUCCUGUCUAAGUCUAUCAACCACCUCAAUUUUUCUCACACAACCUUGUCUGUGAAGAGCUUUUUAUCCGCUUUUGUCUAUAAUAUCUACAAGUCUAUGCCUGUGUAAAUCAAUGUUGCAUGAAGUCUACGUCGCCGGGCACCUUGUUAGGAACAUCGGGAUUAACUAGGUAUGACGAAUACUGUGUGCAAGAGUUUGAAUGUCACAGCUAUUGCUACGAGGACUUAUAGAAGUCGAUUUUUCAAUUUAUUGUUGUCACCGAGAGCUUUGUUGUGUAGUUUGUUGAAUUCUAUUUGCUGAACUCUCUCUCUUCACUAAUUCAUAUGUCAAUCCUGAAAUUCUUAUAUCCUUCAUGUCGUUAUCUUCAAGAUUAAAGAAGUGAGGCAUCCCAUUCCACUUACGAAUACGAAAUACUUAUAUAUAUACAUGUGUUCAAAAUAGUACUUAACCUAAAACAAAAUAAUGCCAAAAAUUAUAAGCUGAAAACAAAAUGCCAAUCCUCGUCCCCCUUCUUCCUCCCUUCGGGAGUGGAUCUGAACUAUUACCCCAGUUGACGGGUCUUGCAGUAUUGACCCACAAUCACUGGACCCAGAUCUUCGAGCAUUACCAUUGGCUACCAGAUUUUCUGUCAAACGCGACCUUGCAUCAUAGCAAUGGCGGACAAGCGAUUGUGCGGGGUACUAUUAUUUCUAACUUGAUGCUCUUUCAUCGAUUAUUUUGCUCCUUGAUGUCGGGGCGGUUCACUAGCGUGGUAGUUUCAACUGCCUACUUUUGGGCUAUGGCUAUGCAGAAAGAAACAAUUAUUAUUUGCAGUUCCAUUUAGAAUUAUCGCAGAUCCAAACAUCCUCACUCCAUCACGACAGAUGGUCCCGUUUAUCGGCUCGUCAAUGAUGACGGGCAAGAGAUCGUCAUAAACUCGCAAGUGCGCGGCUUCAUCCCUCUAUUUGGACCUCUGCAGCAUCGCUCCCACGGACCUCAGCAAGUGAUCGCUGACCUACUGGGCACACGUCCAGUCUUCUCGGAAGCGGAAUUGAGUGACCAGCUCUUCGACUUCACCUAUCGAAACUACAUCUUCCGAUUGUACGAUUCGAACACCCAGAACGUUUUGGCGUUUUUCCCGCAUCGAGCAGUGUUGAACCAUGAAGAUGCUGAUGGAGAGGUGGAAAAUGCGAGUGGUCUUAAGGCUACCGCUGACGCAUCCUCAACGCCAUCCUUGGCUUCUUUUUCAAGGGGAAAAGGGGCUCAGGGAUGGGCUCAAGGAUGCGACGCGGUCGGUCUAAUGGUCCAACUUCUGGAGGGUCGAGGUCUGGUGAAGGUGAGAACAGACCACAAGCAGAAGAGGACGUCGUUUUUGACGCAGGCGGUCUAGAGGAACCGAUGCUACCGAUACGUCGGAGAAAUCGACCUGUAGUGCCAUUCAGCUACGUUGACUAUGUUGAAGCCGCUGUGCCAGUCAUGGAUAGUACGACUCCUGGCGCGGCUACUGCUGCUUCGCCUGCUAUAUUUUUAGGUGACGAACACGAACAAAAGGAACACGAGGACGAACUCGCAGCCACAACUUUUGAUGCUCAGGUCCACCGAGAACAACCUUUCGCCGGCAACCUUCCCCCCGACUUCGUUCUCGAAGAAGAGUAUGUCGAAGACGUUACACUUGGACUCCAUCCUCUUCUCGCGUACUCUUCCGCGGAUGAUGAGGACGUGAUGAAGUUGAACCUAGGUGUAAGACAAGAUCCACAUGAUGACCUCGGUUUCUACUACUGCUCGUCUGUGGUCGAUGCUCAAGUUGGCGAAGAGCUAAUGAAGGCAGAGAUCUACUACGAGGGUGACUCAUCCUUGUGGGACUGUGCUACGGUGUCGCCAAGAGGAGACUCAGUCGGCAGCUUGAGCUCAAUCAGUGGAUCGGAUGACAACUUGUUGCGCCAUGCUUCUAGCGCCGCAUGUAGCGCCUUUAACGGCGCCAAGCUCUCUCCUGCUAGGAGUUGCAGUAGCAGUGACGGGUAUCCGUCGGAUAUGGAGAAUGAGGAUGGGGGAGAAAGUAGAGCAGGAGGGACACCAGAAGGAGGAACGCGAUUGGGAAACAAGAGAAACUGCUCUUCUCUCGUCAUGUCCGGUUUCGAGGAUGAAGAGGAGGAUAGACCUCAGAACAGUAGCAUAAGCGUUACACGUGGUAGUGAUUGCAUCGCUUCUCCUGAUGCAAGAAUGAGCUCCAGGGACGUCCUGAUAGAGUCGAUGGACUUGGAAACAUUCGUCGCUGAGAAGUUGCGCCUGCCGACACGUAGUGGUCCUCUUUCGAGAGACAUCGUUCCGCCACCUAGAGCUUCUGCCAGCCUUGCGCUUACUGUCUCGACGAAAAGCAUGAGGAAAACGCGACCUGGUAGUGCUGGUAAUCUCUUGCGAUCGUCACCAAGUGUGACACCAACGUCACCAAGAAUGGCUCCUAAUGCAGCUUCAACGCGCCUCCACGUUUCCCGGCACCAGCUUCAUCCGCUUUCCCAGCACUACUUCAACCUGUACUACAACACGGAGAACGAUGAGCCGCGUGCACUGAUGGGGAAUUCCUUAACUGAUGCGGCGUUGGCGAGUUGGACGAUCUCAAAUCUGUGGGAAGGUUCUCGAGAGGAGCCAGCGUGGACUAUCACUUCGGGCUAUCUAUCGUCGAGGACGUCAAGAGGAGCCCUUCAGGUAGCAGGAACUGAAGACCCAUCUUCUGAAUCGCUAUCACAAGGACUGCGGUUGUAUCAAAGACCGUUGCUCGUGUGUGGAAUGUCAAGGAUCUAAGAAGAAAACAGAGGCGCGUAGCUGUUUGCUGUUUGUUUUUGUGAAUCUUUCCAAUUGAAUUGGGUUGUUUUACGUAUUUGUGUAAGUAAUCAUCAAAUCAUCAUGGUGUCCUUAUCCUGCUUGCCGAAAAAUGAAUCCAGGUUGUGGUAUUUUUUGAGUGAUCACGUUACUUUCUUAUAAGCUCAGGCAAAUUAUGGACUUUUCGCUACGACUUAGGUGGCGGUUCCCCUGUCUUUAUUCAUCUCUCUGAGUAGGGAGUAGUUGUAACUAGUAUCAGUAUGAACAAGUAGAAACUAAGUAGGAAGAAGUCCACAACUUAUAAUAAGUUUUCAAGAACUACAAACAUAUACAGCGUUUGAUCAUCGCUUUCAACCUAUUUCCACAAAUAACUCCGAUGUCUGACCUCUACGUAGUAGAUCAAAGUACUUAUGCCUAUGCAAUAAAUGAAUCCUGUUAGUGUAGUCAGUUGUAGUAGUUAUAAUUCACAAUUUGAAUUUUAUUUUUGCAAGACUUCUAAAAAAUGGUAUACAGUCGUAGUAGAAGUAAAGGAAAAAAAUGAAAAAUAUGUAAAAUCUUAGAAAGUUAUUAUUUGAUUUCCCAGAACCACGAACCAAACGAAUGAUGCUGACACAGCUCGUUAUUUAUGAUGAUCGCGAUGUUGUCUUUGUUUCCUAGAAAAUCUUCUUCCCACUCCCACCCGCAGAUGUAAAACAAGCAGCGCUUUGCGCACAUGAUAUUCUGAUAUAACUUAGAGUUUAUCACUCGUUUUCCUGAUCGAAGGCAGAU